Messenger RNA from Gymnodraco acuticeps, 6752 nucleotides. It is a transcript of the gene zbtb34, whose product is annotated as zinc finger and BTB domain containing 34. Lineage: Eukaryota; Metazoa; Chordata; Actinopteri; Perciformes; Bathydraconidae. The transcript is spliced from 3 exons. Bases 253 to 1836 code for a protein of 527 amino acids. Gene Ontology annotation, molecular function: DNA-binding transcription factor activity, RNA polymerase II-specific; protein binding; RNA polymerase II cis-regulatory region sequence-specific DNA binding. Gene Ontology annotation, biological process: regulation of transcription by RNA polymerase II. The record is from RefSeq and is a predicted model, not a curated record.
GAACACUUCCUGUUGAUGCAAAAAUUGCAGCAGCAACUGUCUGACACAUCUGGACUGGAGAGGGGGGGAGGCCUGGCUGUUAGCGAACUACCGAGGGGAAUGGACAACGUUUAAUGCUCAUCUGCAAAACGGGCCUUUGUUACACUUGCCGUGGCGUUUGUGAGUGUGAGCUGUCCGUCUCCUCUGGGCGGGGGCUGGGCUCUGCCCGCUGUGAAGCACCAUACAUGACAGCAGACCUCACACUGAGCUGAAAUGAAACGAGUCCACAUAAAUGAGGCAGCCGACAAACUGGAGAAACAUAUCCAAGAAAUGGACGACGGCAGUUACAUCGAGUUCGAUGUGCCGGAGUUCAGUAACACUGUUCUGGACCAGCUCAAUCAGCUGCGGCUGCAGGGGAAGCUGUGUGACAUCAUCGUCCACAUUCAGGGCCAGCCGUUUCGAGCCCAUAAGGCUGUGCUGGCUGCGAGCUCACCCUAUUUCCGUGACCACUCGGCUCUCAGCACCAUGAGUGGCCUUUCCAUCUCGGUCAUCAAAAGCCCUGAGGUGUUUGAGCAGCUUCUUGCAUUCUGCUACACGGGUCACAUGUCCUUACAGCUCAAGGACAUUAUCAGUUUCCUCACUGCGGCCAGCUUUUUGCAGAUGCAAGCCAUCAUUGACAAGUGUACCCAAAUUCUGGAGAGCAUCCACUCCAAGAUCAGCAUCCCAGUUAGUGUCUGCAGCCCAGGGAAGGGCGACUCGCAGACCAGCGGCAAUGGGGUCAACGACAGCAACCUCUUUGUAAACCCUACCCAGAUCUCCCCCCCUUACUACUCCCGGCAGAGUCAGGCAGGACAUGAAGUGCGCUUUGAGCUGCCAGGAAAAACCCACAGACGCGGCCGACAGCAACCGGAGGAAGGCCAGUCGGACCGAGGCAGCAGUGAUAGUGUGUCAGAGCACGAUGCUCCCAUGGAAGGAGAAAUGGAGCAGGUGGAACUGAUCGGCAAAGAUGGGCAGGUGACCGACGUGCACGUGAAGAUUGAGAAGACCGACAGGCCCACUUACUCAGAUAGUUCCUCAGCCGGUGAUGAUGGCUACCACACAGAGCUGGUAGACGGAGAGCAGGUACUGGCUGUUAGUGUGGGAUCUUAUGGUCCAGUCAUCCAGUCGGCUGCCUAUUCUUACUCAGGGCAGUCCACCCCGUGCUUCGUCAACCUCAGCAGCUCCAGUCCCUCCCGCUCCUUGCUCAGUGGCUACAGAGGUGCGCGAGCCAGAGUGAAGCGGCCCCUGGGCAUCCCGGCAGGAGUGCUGAGUCGUAGCAAACCAGGCUCAGAAGACAGCGAAUCAGUCGUGGGACCCACGGGAUUGGAGAAUGAUGUGCGAGAGCGCAGCCUGCGGAGCCAGUGGUACCCCUACAACGAGAGACUUAUUUGCAUCUACUGUGGUAAGACCUUCAACCAGAAAGGGAGCCUGGAUCGCCACAUGCGCCUGCACAUGGGAAUCACCCCCUUCGUUUGUAAAUUCUGCGGCAAGAAGUAUACAAGGAAAGACCAGCUGGAGUACCACAUCCGUGGCCACACAGACAACAAGCCCUUCCACUGUCAGAUCUGUGGCAAGUGCUUCCCGUUUCAGGGCACCCUUAACCAGCACCUGAGGAAGAAGCACAUGGGAGCAUCAGAGGUGACUAACCAUAUAGACUCUCCAGAGACCACCGAGGGAAGCUCAGGUCAGAAGGACCAGGAGGAAACGUCUGAGGGGAUGGCCUUUGAGGCACAAUAUGCAGAGGAGGCACCGGCCAAUGAGGAGGAGAGUUCAAAAUGCAGUCCAGAGGAAGCUCAAGCCUCAAGAUGUGAUUUUUAGGUCCUGCUUUAGGUUAAGGAAGCUUUAAGAAAUGUUUAUCUUAACUCAACUUAAAGGACUUUUUUUCUUUUUGAAUCAGCUCCCUCUACUAUAGACAUUUCUUGCGUCAAGGGGUUUCUGUCAAUUUGUGAAAGUACGAUGUUGAAUGCAGAGAGCAAAUGCGUGCUUUAUAGAAAUCCGAUUCUUUCAAGCAAAGGGAGUGACAACUUACUUUUUUUGAGGAGGUCCCAAUAAUCAAGACCCCUUAAUUGAUUUAUCUUUUUAUCUUUCCAUGUUUUUUUAAAACAUAUUUACAGAGUUAUAUAGGCAUGUUGCAAUAAUUGAUAAUGUGAAAGCUCUGGUAAGAUGCUUGUCAUAUCACCUUUUUACCUGACCUGUUUUUGCACAUGUGGCCACAGGAGGUCACUUACUCACAAGGAAUGAUUUUUCUGCCAGUGCAAAGCUUCGUGUGACAUAUCCGUUCAAUACCUCAUGAUACAACUACAUACUCAUAACAGACAGUAUUUUAACUCAAUGAACUCACCAGGUUCUACCUCAUAGCCAAGAACCUACCAGGCACAGACGUGUUCACCGUUUGAAAUCCGUUUUUAGGUUGUAUGUACAGUAUCUUUAUUGCCAAACCCUGUACAGAAUAUUCUCUCGACACAAAGCCUUGAUACUUAUGUGAAAUAUUCCUUGCUGAUUGUAUGGAUACGGGACAAAGUCCUUGUUUCAUGGUCAGCCAGGUUGAAAUGAUGUUUAAGAAGGUGCUAUGUUAGCAGUAUAUUUGCUAGCUUUCUUGUUUGUUUCUGCAGACAAUAGAGUAAGAAAAUGGCCCUGCAUAUUUUCAACAUGAGUUUGCUGUCUUGUAACGUUUGUUCUUCAAAACACUUAAGAAUUGUAUCUCUCAUCACUACUGCAGAUCUCACCCGUUCGUGCUUUCAGAUGCUGUCAUCCAUGAAAUGGGUGGAAUACGUCCACACAGUGAAGUCAUUUAUAUUUCUCUAUACUCUGAUGGCAGACUUUUACUGAAUUAUUGUAUGUGUAAAUUGUUUUAUCCUGAGGUAGGCUUCUAGGUUAAUACUCAGAGUUCUCAUUGUCAACUCAGCGCAGUAGGAACAGCUCUGGACUGUUCACAUACAUCAACAUAGUAUACUAUUCUGAAUGAUAUGCAAACAGAAAGAACAAAGGAUUCUCAGCCAUUUUGACAUGGUUUAUUCUUCCAUUAUUUCAAAGAGCUCUUGCUUUGCUUCCUUUCUUAUGUUUGCUUCUGUCCCACCUUUCUACGAUGGGACGAUUGAUCUGUGAUAUUUUUUUCUCCGCAUUGAUCGGGGUCAGAUGUGGAACUGCAACAAGUUUUCCUCAUUUGUCUACCCUACUUUAUGGUGUUGACAUCGAUGUGGCACAGCUAGAUUAAGGCUAAGAGUUAAUGUAUUUAGAAGUAGCUGGUGAUCCAAAGUAUGAUGCACUUUGCAGAGAUGGGGGAGCGGCGGGGGUUGUGCCAUUGAGAAAACGCGCUAGCUUCUGUCUUCAUUCUGAUGCGGCAGGGUAGGACUAGAUUGACAGCAGUGCUUCUGCCUAUACGUACAUCUAUUGUGAUCUUUAAUGAGACUCUGCAAUCACAUGAAUACUAACGUCUACAAGUCAUGCAUAUGGCUACAUAUUAUAUACAAUUUGAGCCAUGGGGAUCGGGACUUGGGUUUUAUUUCCAUUCUGAUUUAAGUCAUCUGUAUUUUACAGUUAAUACAUCAAAAAGGCACUUAGAAGGCCUGAUUGAUUAUCCUGUUAUAUUUAGGACAUUUAAAGCUCAGCUGGGUGGUCACUUUUGUGCUAUCAUGCUUUUCCUUUUUAUCCAUCCAGCUGUUAAAAUACAUGUAUUGAAGAGCACCUGCUAUUUGUUUUUAUUUUGUCCAAUCUAGUCCAUGCUAAAUUUGUGUCAAUGAAUUGGGUUUGGGGUUUUUUUUCUCACAGUUUACAUAUAAUGUUCUAUGUUCGGUUGGUGGGAGAAUAUUGGGCUAUGUUUCUCAUGUCUGACGUCAAGCGUGCAGUCUUUUUUAUUAUUAUUCCGGUGAGUGUGCGUCUUCUCGUUGACAGUCGAGAUAGCGAACCAAAAAGUAGGGAAUUUGGCAAAAGUCGGUAUAGCUAGCUUUUCGUUGCCAGGCAUCGUCACAAACACUUUAGUUCAUCACACCCACAGUCUGUCCACCUGUACAGUCCUUUUAGACGAAUGUUUACUGAGUGGAGUGUUUAUCUGUCGGCCGCUGACGUGCAGGUUGAACAGCUGAUCUGACCUCACUAAAGAUCAUUCAGUGACCUGUUUGAAUCUGCCUACGACGAAUACACCUCACCUAGGAAGGAAAGAGUUGGAAAUGUUCAAACCUCCUUGUCAGUAAUGCUUUGUGAGUAAAAGGUACAAAAUGUUAAAAUAAUUGUGUGCCAAGAGUUCACACCAAAGACUAAUGGGUGAUUUGUAACUUUUGAAUGCUCAUAUUAAGAAGUUCUUAAUUUAAUGUAGGACUAGUCCUUUGUGAUUUGCAAGGAAUGCACGUUUCCCAGCUUAUAACAAUCACUUGUGUACAAUUUGAACAACUUGCUAAGAAGACAUUAAGCAGCAAAGUCAUAAAUAACACAAUAUAUUAAGCCAUACAAAAGCUGACAAUAUAACAGUUGUGCAAUAGGUAUUGUAAUUGUUUAAAGCCAAUGUAAACAAAACACAAAGUGGCAUCUUUAACUUAGUGCCUUGCCACAAGCUUUACUUUGAGGAUGCUGGCACUUAGAUUCCUGUGCCUCUUUCCUUUUCUAAUGGAUUGAAUAGAGCAAUGAUAGGAUAUGGCCUCAGCAUUAAUCUAUAGUGGUACCAAGAAUGAAUACAAAUGAAUUAAUUUCACUUUUGUCCAGUUGUUUUCCAGCUCAAGUCCUGUGCCCUGAUCUGGCUCUUUAUAUUAUAGUUUUUGGACAACUGAUUUGAUGGUUAAUCUUCUUUUGUAGCAAUGAAUUACAAUCAAAAGAAGCAGUGUUGUUCCCUGCAAGCCACUUCCCAGUGUUCAGAGACCUCACCGUAUCCUUCCUCUCUGACCACUCUGGACAAUCUUAACAAUGUACUGUAUUUUGGCAUUUCAAUGAAGGAAGGAGAUGCAUGACACACACACACGUCUACUUCCUCUCUGUUCACGCGGAGCAUCUGGCAAGGGAACAGCUGCUUGGGUAUUUAGCAGUGGAGGAGAACAAAAAGAAGCUUUCUCUUAUAUACUGUAGCUGAAUUGCACAUUGCGCAACCACAAAAUUGUAUGAAAUUGCCAAUGGAUAAUUGUUUUUACAUGUAUUUGUGUCAUCAAUUGUGCACUUACAGUUUUUUUUUUGUUAUAGUUGAUACCAAUUCCAUCUGGGAAGUCUAGUUUAUUUCUGUAUUUUCUCUUAAGGGAUGAGCUAUAAUGCUCUCAAUCACUUUGCUAAGGACCAUUUCCCUCUUAAAUGGUGCUUUAGACGAGUCGGAUCCUUUCCUCUUUUUUUUUUUUUUUUUAAAACGAGUCCAUAUAAUCAUCAUAGGUGAAUGGAGGGGAAAUAGUUGUAUUGCUUUUUCAUGAACUAGUUACUAAAUGUGAUACACACUUACAAAACCAACUGAACUUGACAUCCACUCAAAUCAACUCCACACCUCGGAGAGGAGCAGGAGAUGCAUUAUGGGCCACAAGUAAUCAAAAGGAAGUGUUUACAGGGAAGGCUGUCAGACUACUUUUUGAAAUUGCAGCUCGUCCUAUUCUUUUUAUAAUAAACUCACUUCAGGUAGUUUACAAACACUGAUACAGGCUUAGAAAAAAAAAGUCUUCCAUAGCUUUUCUGUCAGUUUCUGUCCGCUGUGUAUCAUAAGAAAAAGCAAUAACCUUUUUAAAAGCGGUGUAUUGGGAUCAUCAAGCCUAUUGAAAUAUUGACCUGUCGUAUAUCAAACAGAAUGAAUGUCAGGAGGCUUAGUGAAUUGAAGUAAGACCAGGGCGAUUUGAUAUUGAUUGAUCUUUUUUAAUAUAUAUAUUUUCUGAAACGUUGGACGGGUUGACUUUCCUCUUCAGAAAAAAUAUAUUUAAAUGAAAAAGCGACGUUGCUGGCUGGUGUUAUGAAUGCUCAUCAAAAGCCAGUGGUAGACGGUGACCUGCAACACAAGAAACAAGUGCAUGGCUAUCAAACUAGUGGCACUGUUUAGAGUUGCACCUCCAGCUGUGGCAAAUAAUGAAAGGGAUUUUGGGCUGUAAAGCCACUGUUUGGGAGGGGGCUGUCUGUCAUCAUGGUGAGGUUCAGGGGUCUCCUUCAGCUCCUCGGGUCUGACACUGUAGCUGUGGUUGUUUAGGACAAGGGGGAAGAUUUCAAGUCAAUCUAUUGUUCCUUCUCCCUUUACAACUCCCUAAACUCUACGAUGCAAUGUCUCUGGCUCAUAUGUAUUAGGAGACAAGGCAAAAAAGAACUUAGAACUCAGGGUAUAUCAUGUUAAAAGUGGUCUCAUUGGACAUAUGUGUGUCCAUAGUAGAAUUGUGCACUUCUCUUCAGGUGGGGAUACAAGUCCUCAGUCAGUGGUUCCCAAACAUUCUGCCUCAACGAGCCCAUCAUUAUUUUCCGCUGGAGACCACGUACCGAAGCAUUAUUACAGACAUGCCCUAACUCCUGUUUUGUCCACUCUACACACAACCUCACAACCCAACUGUGAACCUCAGAAUUCUACUGUUUUGUACAACUAUGAAGUAAAUAAAGCUAGCUAGAGCUGAUGUAUCUAUUGCCAUUUAUGCAUUUUAUUUUAUAGCAUGAAAUAAAAUAUAUUUAUUCAAAUUAUAUAUUUUACUCAUAAUCAUUCUGUGCUGCAUUGUUUUGGUUCUUAAGCUUGUAAAUUGCUUUUUUAUUAUAUAAAAAAUGUCAAUAGAAUAAUGCGUUUGUAAAAUAAAGACGCUAAUUUG